AGCAGGCCAGUUGCUUAGUUUCAUUGCUAUAUAUUUAAGCGUUUCCCUUCGAUUCAGUAUUCCUUCGACACCGACUGAUUUCAAGCUGAAAUUAAACAAAUAACAUUGGAAAUUAAUAAGACACGCACACAUACACACACACGCACACACACACGAGAUGAACAAGCCGAAUAAGCCCAUCAAGGUCAAGCGCGCCAAGCGGGGCGGAGGCGCCAGGAUUCAGCCGCAGGAAUUCGUGGAGGCGCAGGUGGAGAACGCGCGCAGGGCGGUGGAGCGCAAGCUGAUCUACCUGUCCGAGUCGAACAGAGCCAGUGCAUCCACUCGGGCGGCCAAGCGAAGCACGGCGGGCGCAGGCGGAGCAUCAGGGCGGGAAGGAUCGAGCAUGGCUGGUCAGCGUCGCAGGCGCAGCAAGAGGAAUCUGGUACAUGGUCUAGGCCAGGAAGAGCCCGACGAGGAGGAGAGUUCGCCGCUGGAGAAGACGUACAACUACGAAAACAGAAGACGCAGCAGUUGCAAUCUAUUGCUAUCACCUCGUCGCAAUGGCCUUACGCCCAGGAACUACGAGGCCGAGGCGGCGGAAUUGGAAGCCAUAAUGGCCGCCCAGCAAGCCUCCAGCGGAGCGACGAAGCCCGACCAAGCUGAAGGGGAUGGCGUGGAGUAUCAGGGCGGAGCGUUUGGCCGACUGCAGCUGAAGCCGCUGAGCAGCUAUGCCGCGGACCACCAGCUGCCCCGCUACUCGUGCGGCGUGUGCGGGGCCAAGUUCCACAUCCGGUCGCUGCUGGGCGCCCACCGGCACACCCACGACGACGACUUCAAGGUGCGCUUCCGGGGACGGCGACCGCGGCAGAGCUGCACCACCCUGACCACCGUCCAUCUGUGCAAGUACUGCGACCGCUCCUUCGACCUGGAGCGCACGCUGCACAUCCACCUGCUGAGCUACUGCAAGAAGAUACCGCCGCAGCAGCGCCGCAAGCUGGCCUUCACGGAACUGGCGCACGAGAAGAAGGCGCCGCUGCCCAACUUCCAGCGGGCGCAGCAGCCGGUUCAUCAGCAGGGAAACAGCGCCACCAACCAGCAGGAUCAGAUGACCCAGCAGGAGAAGCUCCACAAGAUUAUCAUGCGGGAGUCGGCGGUGCACGAGCGCUGGCGCUAGUCCUCCUCGUCGCCAAUCUCCACCAGAAACUGCAAGCAGAACCAACGUUUGCUUCCGAACACCAGGAGAAUCCAUAGAAAAGAAGGGAAAAUUGUCAAGUGUAGCGUACGCCACUCAACUGUCUUGCAGAUUUGCUUACUACGAUCAUCAAAAUUUGUAGAAUUGAAGGCAAAAUUAUUAGAAGUAGGCUAUUGAAUUGAGCACAGUGAUACGAUUAGGGGGAGACUCACCUGCUCUGAUGACCGAAGCACACACUGGCGUUGAAUAGUCACACUCCACAUACGACGGUCAAAUAAAGCUAAAUUGAGAGUCCCCAGCACGUUGAUGCAAGUGUAUUGAAAAUAAUAAAAUAUGUGAACUAAA
Drosophila simulans is the source of this 1516-nucleotide messenger RNA. RefSeq lists its product as uncharacterized. The record is from RefSeq and is a predicted model, not a curated record. Bases 158 to 1153 code for a protein of 331 amino acids. The transcript has 2 exons. NCBI's taxonomy places the organism in Eukaryota, Metazoa, Arthropoda, Insecta, Diptera, Drosophilidae.